AAGCUUUUCGGAUAUGUGUAAAUGCUAACCGGUAAAGUUAGCCGAUUCUACUCCCCUUGCCGCUACAUGCGCAUCGCCAAACAAAAACAACAGCAGCAGACGCCGCAUCAGCAGCAGCAGCAGCAGAAACAAUAACAAUACCGCAAGACGCAGCAAGCACGUUGUCCUGCCCCUGCCGCCAAACUGGAGCAGAGCCAUGGACACCAUUUGUAGGCUGUGUUUUCAGACAGCAACGUUAUUCCAAGUGCCCGGCUAUAGCAUACCCACGUGCGUACGCUGCUCAGAACAGUUGACAAACAAUUCGAACUUCCAUCAAGCGGUGCGCGUUCAAGACGGUGCUGCAGCUUCUGUAGCGGCCGCUGCGGUAGCCGCUGCCGCUGCCGCAUCAACAGUGGCCAGUGAUAGCGACGCGGUGGCGGCACAGCUGACAAACGGCAGCGCUGUAGCUGCUGUGCUGCAGUUGCAGCAACAACAGCAGCAACAACAGCAGCAGCAGCAGCAGCAACAACAGCAACAACAACAACAAUUGCAAUCAUCAAGUUCUUCCGAGAAUCUACAAUCGCAGGACGAUUCUGAAGAUGUGGAUCUGAUAUUCAACGAGGAGGGCUCUUGCCCGCUGUGCAACAAAACCUUCUCGCGUAAAUCCUCGCUCAUGACGCACAUACGCAAUCAUUCGGCUGAGCGCAAGUUUGUGUGCAACUACUGCCACAAAGGCUUCACGCAAGCCGCCAAUUUGCGCAAUCACGAACGCAUACACACAAAUGAUCGGCCGUAUCAAUGCGUGGACUGCGGCAAGACCUUCACUCAAAUCACAAACCUUAAUAAUCAUCGACGCCUCCACACCGGUGAACGACCUUUUGUAUGCAAUGAGCCCGAAUGUGGACGCAGCUUUGCUCAGGUGACCAAUCUGAACAAUCACAUGAAGUCGCAUCACAAAGUGCAACAGUAUUGCUGCAAUGUGUGCAGCAAGAAAUUCACGCAGGUCACCUCAUUAAAUCAACAUCUGCAGGCGCAUGCCGGCGUCACUGGCUACUAUUGUCCGCGGUGUCCAGAGAAGAACUUCAAGCUGCAAUCGCAGCUGCAUACGCACAUGAAGACGCACGGUCUGGCCUUUCCGUAUGAGUGCAGUAAAUGCGAUGAAAAAUUUCUGCAGCAAUCGCAUCUGGAUCAACAUCUCAAGAUGCAUGACGAGUUCAAAUUUAAAUGCGAUAUAUGCCCCAGCAGCUUUAAUCAGGAAUCGUUGCUCAAGAAGCAUGUGCAACGCCAUGUGGAGGGUCGCUAUCUAAACUGCCCGGUGGCAAAUUGUGCCGAAUCCUUCGCGGUGCGACAGCAUCUAUCAAAACAUUUGCUCACCAAUCACUCGCAUCACGAGCUGCCGCCCCCGAAACGCUCCAAGAAGACGAUCACUUUGCAGUCGCCCCAACAGCCGCUGGCGAUGAUCGGGCAACCUCUAUCACUGCAGCAUACGACGGGACAGCGUGGCAGACCGCCCAAAAACAAGAAUAAGACCUCACUGGCAGCCACGGCUAUUAAAAUAGAGAUCAAUGAGCCGUUGCAUAGCCAACACAUCAUCAGCAGUGCUAGCGGCCUUUCCAUACACCAGCAAAUCAAUCAACAUAUGCAACAACAACAACAGCAGCAACAGCAACAGCAGCAACAGCAACAACAACAGCAGCAGCAGCACCUUCAUCUGCCCAUGGGUCAGGCAGUCAAGGCGCGCUUCAUACCCACUAAAUAGAAAUUAGUUAGACGCGGCGUGCGUGAGAGAGAUAAAGAGAGAAGAAAGAAAACGAAAGAGUGAGUCAGUGAGAGAGAGAAAGAAAAAAAUACCGAUAUGGUUGGCUACUCAGUGGCGUUUUCGAUCGUUCUGGCGUGGCUUCACGCCCUCCCCCUGCCCCUUAACCCCAAGUCAACACUAGCAAUAGUUAAAAAAACAAGUUUUGAACAAAAUGCAUCACAUAUCCUUCAGCACAUACAUAGACAUACAAAUAUACACGCAAGCAUGCAAUACAUAAACAAUAUGCAAAUUACGUUAGCCGAUAA
Messenger RNA from Drosophila hydei, 2043 nucleotides. Its product is annotated as zinc finger protein 239. The transcript has 6 exons. The coding region runs from base 197 to 1738 and encodes 513 amino acids. NCBI's taxonomy places the organism in Eukaryota, Metazoa, Arthropoda, Insecta, Diptera, Drosophilidae. Gene Ontology annotation, biological process: regulation of transcription by RNA polymerase II. Gene Ontology annotation, molecular function: RNA polymerase II cis-regulatory region sequence-specific DNA binding; DNA-binding transcription factor activity. Gene Ontology annotation, cellular component: nucleus. The record is from RefSeq and is a predicted model, not a curated record.